This is a messenger RNA of Eremothecium gossypii ATCC 10895, 1554 nucleotides long. It is a transcript of the gene ERT1, whose product is annotated as Ert1p. Lineage: Eukaryota; Fungi; Ascomycota; Saccharomycetes; Saccharomycetales; Saccharomycetaceae. Gene Ontology annotation, biological process: regulation of DNA-templated transcription; cellular response to starvation. The record is from RefSeq and is marked provisional. Gene Ontology annotation, molecular function: DNA-binding transcription factor activity, RNA polymerase II-specific; RNA polymerase II transcription regulatory region sequence-specific DNA binding; zinc ion binding. The transcript has a single exon. Bases 1 to 1554 code for a protein of 517 amino acids. Gene Ontology annotation, cellular component: nucleus.
AUGAUGACAGUGCAUCGGGACAAGGCAGCAAAAAGAAAGAAGACCAAUGUGGCAUGCGUCAACUGCUCGCGGUCGCAUGUGACGUGCGAGAGCCAGAGGCCGUGUACGCGAUGUGUCAAGAAGGGGCUCGAGAUGUCGUGCGUUAACGCCCCGCGCAAGAGGCGGAAGUAUUUGGCGGACGUGCCCGAAGACCAGCUGCCCAUCCCGCUGAAGCCGGCGGACGCCGACGCGGGGCCUGGGAUGUCGGAGCGAGACGGCGCGGCGGAGAGCGGGUCGAAGGGCCCGGAACACCAGUUCCAGGACCAGGGCAAGAUCGUGCACAAACCCAAGUUCCUGUCGAAUGCCGCGAACCUGGAGUACUCAACGCUGUCAGACAUCAUCCACCAGGACACGCUGCUGAACAAGAUCCCGGUGAGCCUGCUGUACAAUGGGACGGACUCGCCGACGCCGCCGUCCGAGGCGCUGAGCGGGACGCACAGCGCGAGCCACGGCGCAGACGUGGCGGGCUCGCGGCUGUCGGAGCGGCCGGUGCACAACGUGCUGAACAGCAUGUCCAGCAGCCGGUUCGUGCUGCGGGGGCUGCUGGGGCCGCAGACGGACAGCAUCCUGAGCUCUAACGUCGACCUGUUCAAGGUGCACUUCCCGCUGGUUCCGCAGGCCGUGGCGGACGGGACGCUGGACUUCAAGCGGCACUCGCAAGGGUCGAUGGUGGCCAAGAAACUGAGGUAUGACAAGUCGAUCAACCAGUACUAUCUUUCCCCUGCAUGUGCGCUUCCCGAGGUGCCGAAUCCGAAUAAGCACCUGUGCAACGGCACGGUGAGCUUCUCGCUGGAGAGCCGCGCGCCGGACGAGCACCAGGUGCUGUACCGCUCGGACUGGCCGCACUCGUUGCGGUACGGCACGCCGAUGGAGAUCUACACGCUGAUCUCGGAGCCGUUCUGUCACACCUCGGGCUUCCACUCGCUGCUGAAGUACCUGCACAGCAGGUUCCACCGGCACGACCUGGUGGAGAUGUGCCGCUCCAUCGCGGAGUUCCGGCCUAUUUUUAUUGCAUCCGCUGUGGAUCUAACCGAAGAAGAUAUGAUAUUCAUGGAACAGAGCUACCAGCGCACCCUUCUUGAGUAUGACCGUUUCAUCACGCAGAUCGGCACGCCAACCUGUGUGUGGCGGCGCAACGGGCAGAUAUCGUACCUGAACGAUGAGUUCUGCCUGCUCACGGGUUGGACCCGUGAAGAGCUUCUGAGCAAGAUGACCUUCAUUGUGGAGCUGCUCGAUGACAACAGCGUGCGGGAGUACUUCAAGACGUUCAGCAAGGUGGCAUACAAGGACUUCAAGGGCUUCGAGCAGAUGGAAACCUGCGUCCUGCUCUCCCCCAUCGAGGGCCGCACAAUCGAAUGUAGCUGCAUGUGGACGUGGAAGCGCGACGUCUUCGGCAUGCCGAUGAUGAUAGUCGGCCACUUUCUGCCCGUAAUCGCGCAUCCGGAACCACGGGACACAGACAGGCUGGCAGACAGCGACUUCUGCAUCUCCGCCGGUGAGGGCAAUCCCAUAUAG